Messenger RNA from Papaver somniferum (opium poppy), 1438 nucleotides. Its product is annotated as dnaJ homolog subfamily B member 4-like. NCBI's taxonomy places the organism in Eukaryota, Viridiplantae, Streptophyta, Magnoliopsida, Ranunculales, Papaveraceae. The transcript has 3 exons. Gene Ontology annotation, molecular function: protein-folding chaperone binding. The record is from RefSeq and is a predicted model, not a curated record. Gene Ontology annotation, cellular component: cytosol. The coding region runs from base 172 to 1188 and encodes 338 amino acids.
UAGAAUCACAACAGGAACAGAAUUACGGGCUUACCAUAAAUAACACUGAAAGCCCAAUCUCACUAUGUCAGUCGGAUCAUAAGUUUUCUAGUAAAUUACAAUUUCCGACGACGGAAAAAGAUAGAAGAAGAGAAAAAAGUAUUUGCAGCAGAGCCAAAGAAAGAGUGAAAAAUGGUGGAUUACUACAAGGUUCUACAGGUUGAUAGAAGUGCUAAAGAGGAUGAUUUGAAGAAAGCUUAUCGCAAACUUGCUAUGAAGUGGCAUCCUGAUAAAAACCCUAAUAACAAAAAAGAUGCUGAAGCUAAAUUCAAACAAAUCUCUGAAGCUUAUGAUGUUUUGAGUGAUCCACAAAAGAGAGCGAUCUAUGAUCAGUACGGAGAAGAAGGAUUACAAGGAGGGAUUCCAAAACAAGGUGGUGGAGGUUUUGGUGGUGGUGGUGGAGCACAUACUUUUAGGUUUAACCCUAGGAGUGCUGAUGACGUUUUCUCUGAGUUCUUUGGAUUUUCAAGUCCUUUUGGUGGUGGUGGUGGUGGUGGUGGUGGUGGUGGUAUGGGAGGUAUGGGUUGUGGCCCACGUGCUGGACAAUUUGAUGAUAUUUUUGCUCAAUUUAGAAGUCAAGCUGGAGAAAGUUCUGCCGGUGUACCUAGGAAAGCGUCAGCCAUUGAACGACCUCUACCAUGUAGUCUGGAAGAUUUGUAUAAAGGAACAACUAAAAAGAUGAAAAUUUCAAGGGAAGUUGCUGAUUAUAGUGGAAGGCCCACAACAGUCGAAGAAAUCCUGACAAUAGAGGUCAAACCAGGGUGGAAGAAGGGAACUAAGAUCACAUUUCCAGAGAAAGGCAAUGAACAACGUGGUUUAAUACCAGCAGACCUUGUCUUCAUCAUCGAUGAGAAACCUCACAGCGUCUUCAAGAGGGAAGGCAACGACCUCAUUGUCACCCGGAAGAUAUCACUUGUGGAAGCUUUAACUGGUUACACUUCACAGUUGACAACCUUGGAUGGACGGACUUUGCCCAUCUCUAUCAACUCUGUAGUGUCUCCUGGCUCUGAAGAAAUUAUUAAAGGGGAAGGGAUGCCCAUUCCAAAGGAUCCGAGCAAGAGAGGUGACCUAAAGGUCAAAUUCAACAUUAGGUUUCCCGCAGUACUUACAGCGGAGCAGAAAAUGGGCAUCAAACGAUUGUUGAUGUGAAUUGAAUCAAUGCUAGGGUUAACUUUAUGCCACAGCCUUUCGUGUAAGUUAAUUUGUUAAUUGAUUUUCUUUUGUUUUCGGCUUCAAUAGGUAUGGAAAUUUAGACACCACGCUUUUAAGUUCGGAUUUCAUGAGGAUAUUCAAUUGAAGAAUUUGAAAGUACAUAUAUAUAAAAGAAUAUAUGUAUAUCUUGCUUUUCCCACUUUUUAAUUUUAUUAUUCAGUUUAUGGUGUUCUUGCCAAGAUGAAAA